GACAUCCAGAAAACUGAACCACAGUCGGACAAUCGUAUGGUUAGAAAUAUACACCGAGUUCUGUUCCAGAACGAAUUUCCGUUACGUAAUGAACUGUUCCGGAAAGGUCGAAUGGCUUAUGUUGUUGAUUUGGAGGAAGAAGAAAAUGAUCUACCAACAACGCUGUUACGUUCUGUUCACGAUUGUCCGGUUAACGAGAGUACUCACGACAUAAAUACAAGCAAUAUGCUGAUACAGGUUUACCUAGCUCCAACACUUCCGUUAUCAGAUUUUGUUUAUCUGCGAUAG
Messenger RNA from Gongylonema pulchrum, 288 nucleotides. The record is from the annotation of a GenBank genome assembly. Lineage: Eukaryota; Metazoa; Nematoda; Chromadorea; Rhabditida; Gongylonematidae.